This is a messenger RNA of Xiphophorus hellerii (green swordtail), 3899 nucleotides long. It is a transcript of the gene rflna, whose product is annotated as refilin A. Gene Ontology annotation, molecular function: filamin binding. The record is from RefSeq and is a predicted model, not a curated record. Gene Ontology annotation, biological process: negative regulation of chondrocyte development; negative regulation of bone mineralization involved in bone maturation; actin filament bundle organization. Gene Ontology annotation, cellular component: actin filament bundle. The coding region runs from base 405 to 1067 and encodes 220 amino acids. Lineage: Eukaryota; Metazoa; Chordata; Actinopteri; Cyprinodontiformes; Poeciliidae. The transcript has 4 exons.
ACUCAAGCUGGCAGGAUGAUCAAGAGGGAGCUCUCCUCCUGAGAGCACACGCAGUCCGCAGAAACACUGAAACAGCGCGGAGCGAAGGAGAGGAGCUCAUCCAGAUCGAUGCCAGACGCACGCUUGGAUUUUUUUUUUCUUCUAGAGUUUCUUUCUUCUUUUUUUUUUUUAUAAAGAAAAGCGACAUUAAAAUUGCGUCUCGUGGUUUAUUUUCCCCGGAAUAUUGCUCUGGAUUAAAUACGCGCAUUCUCGACGCGCAGAAACCUUAUUCAGAAGUUAAAAGGGAUUAUUUCUUCUCAGCGCGCUAGUUUGGGGGUGAUUUUCACAAUAAAAGAAGAAGAAGAAGAAGAAGCCUGCCCGGUCGACUUUGGCUAAGAGCUUUUUCCAACUCUGCUGUCCCAGAAAUGGUGGGGCACCUACAUUUACAAGCGAUGGACGAGAGCCUCAAAGGAAAGAACCGUGAAGGGCUGCUCGACAGUCCGGACUCGGGCUUGCCCCCCAGUCCCAGUCCGCCCUUCUGCUCGCUGUCUCCGGCUCUGAUCGAGUCGCGCUCCGGCGGCUGCGCGACGCCCGUCGACAGCAAUCAGGGAUGUUACAGAAAGGAGAGCAGGGAGGGCAAGCUGCUGCCCUACCUGCUGCUGAACUGUGCAGGAACAGACCCGAAGUCGCGCAUGCACCCGGUGUUCUACGGAGAGAGCAUCGAGGUCAACACCAAACCGGAGCAGGAAAUCAAGUGCACGUCUGCAGUCAAGUACGACUCCGACAAGCACUACCGAGACCGGGUGGUGUGCGCCCCGGUUCCCAUGCCCACUUCCUUCAGCGAGACGGUGGUGGCGGUGCAGAACUCCACUUGGAGAAGCUACAAGACGCAGGUGUACCUGGAGCCGCGGCAGAAGCCCGUCAGCUACCAGAGCACCACCAUCAUCUACCCAAAACACGCCAAGAACACUUACCGCACCACCCUCAACUACAACCCCACAGGCGCCCGUCGCUGGUUCGUGUCCACGGUGCAGCUGGAGUCCAGCGAGGACACGAGCCCCUGCGUCAUCUACACAGAGGACCUGUAGGGCUACAUGGCGUCAUCAAGAGACUUCAUUUGAACUUUUACCUUUUUUUUUUUAAAUUUAAAAAUAGUGUGUUUUUCUCACCAUAAGGAAUUUGGACAGAUCCACACUGAAAGAGAAGUGCCUGGAGUUUUAAACCCCCGCUCUUAAUCAUCAGAGUCAGAGUAUUUUUGAUUUUCUGCUGUGGCGGUCUUGAAUGGGGCCUUUGGUGCUCUGCAGCUGCCCUGCAGUGGCUAAUGUCUUAUUUAGCACGAGAGCUAACAAGCUCAGGGCCUGUGCUCCCCCUUCUGGUGGGACUGGAGCCUUGCUGACAGUAACCUUCAGAUUCCUGGUGUCUGUAUAUAGAGGAAAGGGAAAAAAUGAAAAUAAAAAUUAUCGACACGUGCUGUGGAUUUUACCCAGUCACACCGAUGCAAAGUGUUCUGAAUAUGGCUCUAUUGCACUUGUUUUCUACAUGUCGCAGUUCCCUCAGAGGACCUGGCGUAGUGGUGGGGAAUUUCUGUGCUGCCUCUGAAAAGUGGACCAAAAAUAGUUUAUUUCCUUUGAGUAACUCCAUACGCUGGAGACCAAAAACUCCAGAAGCGACUCUGGGCAGCAUCUCUUCUCAUCAGCCGAGGUUAGACUGAGGACACGAGCACACAGUGAUCUGAAAACCACGCCAGAUAAUCACCAACUCAGCUUACUAUUUUGAACUUGGUAGAUGGGAUCCUAUCUCGUUGGCGCUGAAGGGCUGCGAUAAAAACGGUGGUCACAGAAAUAAGGCUGACUUAGUUUUAUUUAUUGAAAUGUAGAAAGUAGAAUUGCUUGGGACUGUGUGGCUGUAAGACUACAUUGUCUGAACUUAAGGGAAAAGUGGAGGGAAGGGCCAUUUAGGAAAGAUGAGCUUAUUUCACACAGGAAAUAAAACCUAAAGACAAGGGAGCAAAUUUAUUUAGUAUGAAUCCAGAACAGUUGGGCACAGAGGCUAGCAGCUAGUUUGAGAGGAGCUGAGACCAAAGUCAAUUUCUUCCAUUUUAAAACAAAUUUGACAACAGAUCAUAGCGGCUAAUGCAAAAGCUAAUUUACAAACUAGUUAAUCAUGUCACGUUUGAGUCGGGCGCUUAUUUACAUCAAUGAUUGUUCGGUCGGUGGAAGUGCAACACCGAUAAGCUUCCUGUGGAAAACAGAUCUGAAUGGAACAUGACUCAUCUUUAGUAAUAAUAGCACUAAACUUACACCAACUUAAACGCUAAUUUAGUGAUCUUGACUUUGCUUUAUUUUUGUGCCGUACAGUUAUUCUGACUUGAACAUGUUCUCUGCUCAGUACUUGUUUCAUACAGGAAGAUCACUGGUAACGGACCGCCUCCAACGGGCCUCGUCAUGUAAAUAACCACCCAACGCAGUCGGGACGAUGUUGCUGUUAGCUUCGGCCUUCAGGACCAACUAGUCUGAGAGUAUACUAAAUAAAGGCACCAAGAGAGUUGAAUAAAUUUAAGACAAUCAUAUAAAUGAUUGUCUUAAAAGAUUUAUAUAUAUAUAUAAGCUCCCUGAUGUAAUAUGUAAAAUAAAUGUCAAAUUGAGGUUUUUGAAACCAGAAAAAACUUAAUUGGAUGUUAAAUCUGAUAUUAAUUGCAAAUCUUAUUUUAAAUUCCAUGGAAUUACCGUGUGAAGCCGUUUCUGAUCCGAUGUGUAUAAUUUUUGUUUGUCUCCACAUCUAGUGUGUCCAAAGCAGAGCCGUGAAACCGCAUGAGAUCUCCCUGGUGAAGAAAUCAGGGGUUUUUCUGUUCCUUACGUGUGUCUCAAAUGUAUGAAAAAAAAUAUAUUUCAGGUUGCUGAAUAAGACAACUAAUCAGACUUUACCUCAAAUUUCCCGUGGUAUUUUAUUACAAAUAUGUAUUCCUUUUUUCAGGUGAGGUUUGGAGUUUGUCUUUUUUUUUGUUUUUGUAGGAUUAUUAUUAUCUGAAGUAGGCAUGGGCCGGUAAACAGAAAAAAUAAAAAUACUUUACGGUUUUACAACUUCAAAGAUUUUAUAUCGAUGCUCCCUUUAUGAGAUGCCAGAGAAAGUGCUGUAGCUACCAGAAGGUGCUGCACACUGCCACACAGCUGCCUGAAAGAAGGCCACUACAUUUUCCCUGACUUGCAAAAAAACAAAAACAAAAAACAAAAAAAAACAGUUUGGCUGCUUGGAAACUUGGGUGUGGAAACAAAGGAGUGGCACAAAUCAGUCGUGUUCACAUAACAACAUUUGGCAAACUAAAAGCAAUCUAAAAAAGAUAAUGAGAUCAUUAGCAUAUAAAUCUGGGUGUUAUCGCCGUGUUAGCAUCGCAUUUUAACUCGAGGCUACCAUCCUGGCCCAUGCCGAGUUUGAGGGAACCUCCGGGUCAGAGUGGAGGCGGACUGACAGGAGGACGUAACGCUGAGGCAGUGCAGUGAGACGGGUGACACUGAGGGGAGAACAGUAAGUGUAGAUAGAAAGAGCUCAGAAAGAAGGAAUAUUUGCAAAGAACGAAUAUGUAAGAAAAGGGAAAUAGUUCUCUCUGAGGUUUUUGUUUUUUUCGUACCAAGCUAGAAGUUCCUGGGAGGUUUGAGUUAGCCUUGUGUUGACGGUCUGUGAGACGUUUGGUUCUGAUGGAAGAAAGCAGACAGAUGUUAUAUUUAAUACCUUGGUGGUUUUAUGUGUGAUAAUUGUUUUGUUUUUUUGGUCUUUAACACUUGACAUAACAUUUGAUACUGUAAAAUAUUGUCCUAUUGUAUAUGUGGCAUCGAGGCACUUCAUAAUUCUCUUUAUAUUUUUGUACGUCAAUCAUUGUUCCAGUUCCUAUGAGAGGUAUUAUUUAAGAAGAUGUAUAACCUUAA